This is a messenger RNA of Poecile atricapillus (Black-capped chickadee), 1238 nucleotides long. Its product is annotated as lipolysis-stimulated lipoprotein receptor-like. The annotation marks the transcript as partial. The record is from RefSeq and is a predicted model, not a curated record. The transcript has 10 exons. Gene Ontology annotation, cellular component: membrane. Lineage: Eukaryota; Metazoa; Chordata; Aves; Passeriformes; Paridae.
CUCAUUUUUCCCGAUUUUUCCCAUUUUUCCCAAUUUUUCCCGAUUUUCCCGAUUUUCCCCCAUUUCCCCCCAAUUUUCCCGCCCCACUUCCAUAUAAGGCGAUGGGCGUGGCCUAACCCGGAAGUGGGCGUGGCCUAACCCGGAAGUGCGCGCGUCCAGGUGCGCUGGCCCCGCCCCCUCCGGCCCCGCCCCCACCUGUCCGAGCCAAGAUGGCGGCGGCGCUGGGGGCGCUGCUGGCGCUGCUCGGUGUGUCACCUGUCCAGGUGUGGUCCCUCCAGGUGACAAUCCCCGAGCCCCGCACCGUCGCUCUCCUGUUCCAGCCGGUUCUGCUCCGCUGCCAGUUCCAGGUGAGCUCACCUGGGCCCCCCCCCAUCGUCACCUGGAAGUACAAAUCCUUCUGUCCCGACACCUGGAGCUCACCUGGCGGCUCCGGGGCGUCACCUGGCGGCUCCGGGGCGUCACCUGGCGGCUCCGGGGCGUCACCUGGCGAGGCGGCCGCCGCCUGUCCCGACUGGGCUCGCACCGUGCGCAUCGUGGCCACCAAGCAGGGCCAGCAGGUGACGCUGGGAGAUUUCUACCUGGGCAGGGCCGUCACCAUCCAGGGAGGUGCAGAGCUCAGCCUGGGCCCCGCAGCGUGGGGUGACAGCGGGCUGUACCUGUGCACCGUCACCUCCACCACCGACCUGCAGGGCAACAACGAGGGUGUGGCCGAACUGGUGGUACUGGGGUCGCUGCCCGAGGGCUCCCGGCUCCUGCCCGAGGGGACCCUGCCAGGUACAGGCGCACCUGGGACAGACUGGCUGUUCGUGGUGCUGCUGCUGUCGGGGGCGGGGCUGUUGCUGUUGGGGGUGGGGCUGUGCUGGUGCCAGUGCUGUCCCCACACCUGCUGCUGUUACCUGCGCUGCCCCUGCUGCCCCCGCACCUGCUGCUGCCCCGAGGCGCUUUACCUGGCCGGGAAAGCGGCGACCUCGGGGGGCGCCUUCGGCCCCUCCCCCCACCCCGGACUGCCCCUUCAGCUCCUCGGGAGCAGCCAGAGCUCUCAGGUGCCGCUGCUGAGGGACAGCGACAGCUCAGCCCCCCCCAGCACCCUGAGGUUCCUGGAGCAGCACCUGAGCAGCUGGGACCCCCCCGGGGGCGGAGCCUCCACCUGGGAGCUCGGCCCCGCCCCCAGUGACGUCACCUCCCUGCACGAGCCCCCCCUCCCCCGCCGGGUGGGGGAGGGGCCCUGGGGCUCCGUG